AUAGACACCAGCCAGGUUGACUUCUACUCCCAAUUUUAUUAAUAAGAAUCUAUCUGCAUCCUUGUUACAAGAUGAAGACAAACACAGUGAUCCGUUUGAUGUCACUGAUGUCUAUCUGGAUGUGGACCGGAGAAGGUCAGGCAUUCCACCCUGUGCUUACAUCGAAUGCUUUCCUAGCCAAUGUCACCAGUAAUACAGUGAUACUGAAGCAGCCGUAUUGUGUAUUUAAUCAGCCGUGCCCUGGCUGUGAGAUAUGGCUGGUGGCUGGGCUGUGCUCAGCAAACGGCAAAUUUGAUGCGCUAGUAAACAACUCAACUACCAACAUCCUCAGCUUGUCACCCUACCCAACAGCAUUCAACCCAUCAUCACAGAACUUCUUUCUGACCAGAGUUGGACUUCUGUCAGACUUCCCCUGUAAUCAGUUCUCCAAUGGUCCUUACUUCGUAGUCGGCGCUGAUGGGAUUUGUAGUGGCGUCAACUGUAAUGGAGUAUUACCUGAUGGAUCCACCGUUUGCUUCAAGUAUCUUCUAAUCGAUGCUAAUAGGACUCUUGUUAAUUCGUCAAACUGGUCUGGCAACAUUACUCUUACCAAACUAAUACCCCUUCACACCAUUUAUGAUGGUCUGAGUGCGAGAUCUGGUGCCAUGGUUGUCAUUACUACCAUCCUAUGUGUGGCUGUGGCUCUGCUUUUACUUCUUUUCCUCAUUAUGUUAUGCGUAACCUGCUGUGCCAAGAAAGACGGUAAGCAAAUCUCAGUCAUGAACUCAAUCCGUAUCCCCCGCUACGACACCCACAACCUAAAGGAGCGCGUGCAUCCCUACGACAACCCUGCUUACCAGUCGGACUUGAAAAAUUACUCCACAUCUUCCACUCUGCCCAAGGAUGGCGCACGGAAGCUGUGAUCUCCCACAGACACCAUCACUGCACUACAUAUUCCAGGGGACAGCAAACUACGUUGCAGUAUUUUCUCUUUCACAGUUACAAGGCAAAAUAGAGGACAGGAAGUAAACUUGAAAUUAACACGUCAACUCUAUGAAACUCACAUCAUGCAUGUGUUACAUUGGUGUUUGGCAUCAGAAAUGUUUCUUGUGUAGAAUCAAACCAGAAUGGUUGUGCUAAAAGCUUCUUUUUAGUCAUCAUCUUCCAGCUUUUUGUAAACUCUUGUGGCCUCAGUAUUGUUUGAGAUCAAAGGAACAGAUGGAACAGAACUGCACUACAAUGACUACAACAUGCACAUUCACUAGAUGGCGCUGUUUAGUAGGAAAUAUGUGGUUAGAGUGCCACUCAUACUGUAGUAUUUACUAGUGCAGUGUUUUCUAACCUUUCUUGUCUUAUUAGGGGUCAAAUAGGUCUAAAUAACCCUUUAUCAACAAACCAGGUGAAUUGGUUUCUUUUAAGUCAUAUUAUACUGGAUAUCUUUUAUUAUUAAUAUCACAAAACUUUUUUUCUUUUUCUUUUUAAUGUUUAAUCAUAAUUAGUCAUCAUUCUCUUAGUUAGUGGUUUUAUAAGUUGUUUUAAUCUUUGUCAGCUGUAUGCUAUAUGUACACAAAGCAGUUACCCUGGUCUUUAAUCAUUUUGAGUUUAGGUUAAAAUGUUAUGAAUUUACAUAUAUCACAGGUGUUUUAAUUUUUCUUUAUUUUUAUGAUUGUUAAUCAUGUUUUAUGCAGAAAUCUUGCUUAAACAGUCUUGGAGUAAUAGUCAAAAGUUCAGCCAUUCCAUGUAGUUUCUCUGUUAAUACAAUGCAAUUAAUAAAAACUGGAUGUUUAAUAAUUAUACAGUUAAGUUCUGAGGAAGCAUCCUAACUGUGAUACAACCUCAUAAGCGAGUAAAUGAUACUCUAACGAGCAUAAAAAUAAAGAGAACACACAAAUAUUGGGUAACUCAUUUUAAUUUUUUUGUUGAUACUGCUCAGUAUUGAAUGAAAUAAAAGUUUAUUUACAA
Molecule: messenger RNA, 1941 nt
Organism: Onychostoma macrolepis
Lineage: Eukaryota; Metazoa; Chordata; Actinopteri; Cypriniformes; Cyprinidae
Gene: upk3b
Product: uroplakin 3b
Exons: 6
Coding region: 72-902 (276 amino acids)
Source: RefSeq, a predicted model, not a curated record